GUCAUCAUGCUCCGCAUGCGGGCGCUCAACGUGAUGUACCCAUCGGAGCCGACGAAGGUGCACGUCGUCGCGUUGCUUGCCUUCGCCACAGGAGACGCCAGUGGGCCUGCGUCCAUCGACCCCAUGGCCACCCUGAGGGACGUGACGACGUCCGUGAGGUACUGGCGCGGAGUCACGCCCCCUCGGGCAUUGCCAUUCAUCGUCACGUGGGGCCAGAACCCGAACGAUCUUCGCAUUGCUCACCCGCAGCUCUUCGAGGCCGCCUACGGUGAGAAGCACCCAGUGGCGUCGAAGGUGGACUCG
Messenger RNA from Prorocentrum cordatum, 303 nucleotides. The record is from the annotation of a GenBank genome assembly. NCBI's taxonomy places the organism in Eukaryota, Dinophyceae, Prorocentrales, Prorocentraceae.